UCAGACCCUUCGUGGAAGGAUCUGGAUCUCGUUCAUGUGUUUGUCACUCGAAAAAAACGGGCGUGAGUUACUAGUCAAGAUGCUCUCCUCCGAAAAGAGCCCCUCUCGUGGUGGCUGGAAUGCUGCCAUUUUCAUCAUCUUUGUGGAGGUUGCAGAGAGAUUUGCUUACUAUGGCCUGAUUGGUAACCUCAUCAUGUACCUCACCAAUGAGCUCCACCAGCCCACCGCGACGGCGGCCAAGAACGUCAACAUGUGGAUCGGCCUCUCCUCCCUCUUCCCCAUCCUCGGCGCCAUCGUCGCCGAUUCCUACCUCGGCCGCUUCAAGACAAUCAUCUAUUCAACCUGCAUUUAUUUCCUGGGUAUGGUCAUGCUGUGCUUAUCUGCUUCGGUGGUUCCUCGGCAUCAUCGCGAAUACGCCUACUUCGUGGCGCUGUACGUUCUGGCGGUGGGAGAAGGCGGCCACAAGCCUUGCGUGCAGACCUUCGCCGCCGACCAGUUUGAUGAGGAGACUGAUGAGGACAAGCAGGCCAAGAGCUCUUUCUUCAACUGGUGGUUUUUGGCUAUAGUUGUCGCUGGUACCGUUGCUACACUUGUUAUCAUCUAUAUCCAGGAUAAUGUGAGCUGGGUGCUAAGCUAUGGUGUCUUGGCAGCGGUAAUAGCGGCAGGCCUCGUAUUAUUUCUACUAGGAAUCCCAAGGUAUAGGAACGAAGAUAAUGUGCGGGGGAGCCCCUUCACGACGGUGGCACAAGUGUUUGUGGCGGCAGCUCGGAAGUGGCACCUGAAGGCGGGUCGUCAGAACAAUAAUGGUGUCUACUACGGUGAUAAUGAGGGUGGUAGCAGUGGGGUUAAAUCCGAGCACAAGACACUGGUUCGUACUAAGCAAUUCAGAUUCCUGGACAAGUCAAUGAUAAUGGACGAACAUGAUGCUUCAAGCAAUAUGAGGAACCCAUGGAGGUUGUGCUCUCAAAAUCAAGUGGAAGAAGUGAAGCUAGUUGUCCGUCUGAUUCCCAUAUGGUUGAGCUGCCUAAUGUUUCACGCUGUUCAAGCUCAAAUCCACACCUACUUCAUCAAACAAGGUUCCACGAUGAUCAGAACCAUCGGCCCCAACUUCCGGUUCCCCCCUGCAUCACUUCAAUCCCUAGUGGGCAUCGUGAUCGUAACUACCAUUCCGAUCUACGACCGGAUUCUUGUCCCGACAGUACGAAAGUUCACAGGACAUCCUGCUGGAAUAACGGUACUCCAACGAAUUGGUGUUGGCCUAUUCUUGUCCAUAAUCAACAUGGUUGUGGCAGCUGUAGUGGAAGCUAAAAGGGUUGGUGUUGCAAGAAAACAUAACCUCAUGGAUAGCCCUAAAGCAAUAGUACCAAUCGAUGUUUGGUGGUUACUCCCUCAAUACUUUAUCACUGGUUUGUCGGAUGGAUUCACCGUCAUAGGACUCCAACAGUUGUUCUAUGAACAAAUGCCAGAAGAGAUGAGAAGCUUGGGAGCUGCAGCAUACAUAAGUAUUCUUGGAGUUGGAAGCUUUCUUAGCAGUUUCAUCAUAUCUUUGGUGGAAAAUAUUAGUAGAAACUCUGGUGACCCGUGGCUAGGUAACAAUCUCAAUCGCGCACACCUUGACGACUUCUACUGGGUGCUUGCGGGACUAAGUGCUCUAUUCUUUGGUGUUUAUCUGUGGAUUGCAAAGCGAUUUGUUUACAAGCAAGUUGUAGGGGAAGCAUCAAGCGCCAGGGAGGUCUGAUCGAAGGCAGUACGUGAAGCUUUAAUAUCAGAUCAUGGCAUGGUCAUCAGUAAACUUAGUAUAAUACAAAACCAGUGCACACUAUUAUCAAUGGUGGUGUGUGGUGAUGACUAGUACUAGUACUCGUACUCUCGCAGUAAUAAUAGUGAGACUUCCUCGAUCAUAAAUAGAUUAAGUACUGCACUCUCUUGUCUGCUCCGUAACAAUUUUAAU
Molecule: messenger RNA, 1951 nt
Organism: Argentina anserina (silverweed cinquefoil)
Lineage: Eukaryota; Viridiplantae; Streptophyta; Magnoliopsida; Rosales; Rosaceae
Product: protein NRT1/ PTR FAMILY 5.4-like
Exons: 5
Coding region: 35-1738 (567 amino acids)
Biological process (GO): dipeptide transport; transmembrane transport
Cellular component (GO): membrane
Molecular function (GO): dipeptide transmembrane transporter activity; tripeptide transmembrane transporter activity
Source: RefSeq, a predicted model, not a curated record